Salvia hispanica is the source of this 1362-nucleotide messenger RNA. It is a transcript of the gene PIRL6, whose product is annotated as plant intracellular ras group-related LRR 6. Gene Ontology annotation, cellular component: cytoplasm. Gene Ontology annotation, molecular function: protein binding. NCBI's taxonomy places the organism in Eukaryota, Viridiplantae, Streptophyta, Magnoliopsida, Lamiales, Lamiaceae. The record is from RefSeq and is a predicted model, not a curated record.
AUCUUGAUCUUGUUUUCUUGAGAUUUCUCAUAGAUUGACAAGCUCAUGAAGAGUCUUGUCGAGUAGGAGAAUUUGAUCAUACAUAUAUAUAUAUAUAUUAUAUUUAGAGAGAUCUAUCGAGGUGUGUGAAGAUGAUGUACGAGCAUCAGCAUGUUGGGAUUAGUGAUAAUAAGGGGAGGCAGAUGAGAUUAGAUGAUUCCGAUCAUGAUUCCUCCACUAAGCUCGAGAUCGUGGAUUUGAGUGGUUUGUCUUUGGAUUCACUCCCUAAUCCCCCUCUCAAUUUGGCCACCAUCUGCAAAUUAGACCUCUCCAACAACAAUCUCCAGAACAUUCCAGAAUCGUUGACAGCGCGGCUCCUAAACGUGAUCGUGCUGGACGUGCACUCCAACCAGCUCAAGUGCCUCCCAAACUCCAUCGGAUGUCUCUCGAAACUCAAGAUCUUGAACGUCUCCGGCAAUCUUCUUCAGCAGCUUCCUAGAACCAUCGACAACUGCAGAUCCCUUCAAGAGUUGAACGCCAACUUCAACAAGCUCCGGCAGCUCCCGGACAACAUUGGCUUCGAGCUCGUAAACCUGAGAAAGCUAUCGGUGAACUCAAACAAGCUGGUUUUCCUACCAAACUCGACCUCCCACCUGAGCAACCUCCGGGUGCUGGACGCCCGCCUCAACUGCCUCCGCUCGUUACCGGAGGACCUCGAGAACCUCGUAAACCUCCAGAUUCUCAACGUGAGCCAGAACUUCCAGUACCUGGGCAGCCUCCCCUACUCGAUCGGGCUCCUGAUGUCGCUGGUGGAGCUGGACGUGAGCUACAACAAGAUCACGGCCCUCCCGGACUCCAUCGGGUGCCUGAAGAAGCUGCAGAAGCUGAGCGUGGAGGGGAACCCGCUGGUGUCGCCGCCGCAGGAGGUGAUGGAGCAGGGGCUGCACGUGGUGAAGCAGUACCUCUGCGACAACAUCAACGGGACGUCGCACAAGCAGUCGAACAAGAAGAAUUCGUGGCUGGGGAAGCUGGCCAAGUGCGGGACCUUCAGCGGGAGCGUCAAGAUUCCGGAUAGGGAAGCCUACAUAAUUCCGAGUUAUCGCCCCAUCGACGGCCUAGCCUCGCCCAGAUAUAUGGGGAUGUUCUCACCAAAGCGACUCUUCUCUCCCAAGUCCUACUUCUCCAGAUGAUGAUUCUGUGUUUCCUCGCUUUUUAAUUUGUCAUUCAUGCCUCAUCAAUUUUGAGUUCUGUUGUCGUGUUUUUGUAAAAUAGAUGUGCGUGUAAUGUAAAUUAUUGCAUGAGUUUGUAGCGCCGCUGCUCCUCGCGCGGCCUUGUUUCGGAGAUUUGAGUAAAUUAAAUAAAACCAAUCUAGUCUUGCGCCAA